Molecule: messenger RNA, 930 nt
Organism: Caenorhabditis bovis
Lineage: Eukaryota; Metazoa; Nematoda; Chromadorea; Rhabditida; Rhabditidae
Source: the annotation of a GenBank genome assembly
AUGAUGGAUCUGAUUGACGUGAAAGUUGAGAAUGAAAAAUUGUGGGAGAAUCUGUUUCCGAACAACGAGAUGAUCGCAAGCAAAGAAGGAAAAAAAUUGUGUCCUGAAUUGGCUUAUAAGGUUGGACAACUGGAAGAUGACGAAUAUUACGUUUUGGAGGUUCACAUGAAACGAAUUACUGAAAAUAGAUAUCGUUUUGUGGAAAACGAGUGGAUAAUGUUUCCGGAUAAUCGACAUCCUGUGCCAGAAAUGAUAGUGCGACAUCCCGAUGGAUGCCAAAACGGAAAAUUCUGGAUGGAAAGGCCGGUAUCGUUCCGAAUGAUCAAAUUAGUCAACGAUCCAACGUGUAGAAAAGAAUUUUGUAUCCCCAUCCAGACAUUGGCUCUCUAUUCUCCGAUUCUCAGAAUCACCAAAAUGAAUAAGCCGUCAUUACUUGAAUGUGGCGUCGAGAUUCCAGUUGAGCAACGAAACUUCAAUUUUCUCAUCACGCAAUUUUUCACGGGUACCAGCUAUUCGAACUCCGAAAUUCGAAAUCUGAAAGUGUGUCUCAAUAAAUAUUCGCGAGGUGUUCGUGAUGCGAAAAUUCGAAGAGGCAAUCAAAAAAUGAAACUUCUCAAAGAAAAACACGAGGCUAAAGGUGAUCAGCACGUCUUGCCGUCUGCUACGAACCCGUACGAAUUUGACAGUCCAGUUCUGCCAAACCCACCAGGUCCCUAUCAUCCGUGCUCGUCGCAGCCUCACGUUGAAUGUCACACUCCUUAUUAUACCAAUUACGGCAUGUAUAAUCCAACUUCUCCAUAUCAACAAUCGUCUCAUCCCUAUGACCAAUCAGGAUUUCAUCAAGAUUGGAACAUUUCCGGGUUUGGCACUUCGCCAUUCGCAAAUAAUCACACAAGCAUGCCACCAUAUUAUCACUCCAAUUCCUUCUAA